Messenger RNA from Eleginops maclovinus (Patagonian blennie), 4100 nucleotides. It is a transcript of the gene klf5b, whose product is annotated as Kruppel like factor 5b. The transcript is spliced from 4 exons. NCBI's taxonomy places the organism in Eukaryota, Metazoa, Chordata, Actinopteri, Perciformes, Eleginopidae. Gene Ontology annotation, molecular function: DNA-binding transcription factor activity, RNA polymerase II-specific; RNA polymerase II cis-regulatory region sequence-specific DNA binding. Gene Ontology annotation, biological process: regulation of transcription by RNA polymerase II. The coding region runs from base 915 to 2255 and encodes 446 amino acids. The record is from RefSeq and is a predicted model, not a curated record.
GGAAAACGUUUUGAAAACUGCAUGCAGGUUGUGUACAGAUCAUCAUUGCUGAAUGGACUGUAAGUGUAUUUGAGUGAAAUGCUAUUCUGAUGGAAACAUCCACUGCCAGUAUAUGAGUGCAGGCUUCACUGCUGGCUUAAGAAUGUUGGCAUCAAGUAUGCAGUCCUGACAGACAGCUGCACUGCAGUGGCGUUUUUAACAUGCCAGACCAGGACCCAAGCGUGCUGGAGGCUCUAAAGAAAAUCCAAAACGGCAUUAAAAAUACUGAUAGGGAAAACGUACUAACUUCAAUCACUGUGGUGGCAGGUGAGACGCUGGUAAAUCAUCAGUCUGAAUGUGUCCAUAGAGGCUUAUAAGAUAAAAAAUGACUGAAUUAACCUUUGAAAUAAAAAUAUGCUUUUAAUUCAAGUUUUACUUUCAAAGCCUCGUUAGCUCUCAAAUUACAUGAGCCACAUGCAAGUCAAGGAAGCCACUGAGCCUGUUUAACAUGAUGAGGAGCUCUGAUUAAACUCAGUAGGCUGUUUACUGACUCAUUUAUUAAGACGACUGCAAACAAACUGCUAUUUUAUGGACACAAACACUUUACACUUUCCAAAUUAGCUCUUUAUACGCAGUGUUUAGUGUUAUUUCCUUUAACCCAUUUCUCCUCAUCACACCACCACAGCUUUCAUUACACUACGUGUUUCCCGAUCUCCUGUUAGGGUUCGUCCUGUUUAUUUUGUCCACCAUCAGCCCCGCCCUGCAGGCGCGCUGAUAUCACGCAGUUGCGUAAUUUGACAAGCCAGCGCAAAAUAGGGAGAAUGAACGUUUGACAGCUGGCUCUUUGCUCGUACAGAUUGUUUGGUAACAAAACAAUACUUAUGCUUCAUUCAUUCGUGAACGAUUUCGGAUAGUUGGACCGUACCUCUGCUGUUAUGGCCGCUGCGGUGAGGAAUAAUGUUUGGGUUGCUCCGGGGCAGGACGCGCAGCUUCUCCAUAAACACACCGCGGCACUGACAGACGGUCUGAGAGGUGAAGAUCAUGGACAAGUGCUCUGUAACACGAGGGAUGCCUUCCUGGGAACUUCCUCUUUCCAUGAUUAUAAUUUGGGUAAAUCAGAGAUGGACAACUACCUAUCACUCCACCAACAGGACAUUGGGAAUUCCAAAAUGUUGUGCAGGGACAGUGCUCUGAUGCUAGAGCCGCCAUACACCGAGGACUUCACCUCCCCGUACAGCGUCAACAUGAGCCUGCUGGUUCCUGACGUCACAUACCUGCACCCUGGUCUCUGCAGGACUAUGAGACCGAUCAAAACAGAGCCGUCUCACUCUCUGGUGCACCCCACCUGUCAGGGCAACGGGGCGCCAACAACCCUCCAAGAAUACCCAGGUGUUUUUAGUGCAUCCGACACAACUGGCGGUACAUUUUUCAUCAAACAGGAAGUGCCAGAUUUCCAAGAUGUCCCACUGUUUCAGCUUUUGAACUCUGACAUGGAGCAGCUCGUCCAUGGGUCACAGCUGAACUCAGUCCCUGUGGCCCCAUUAAGUCUUCCUAUUGGAAACGUCAAUGUAGGCACAGUGCAGAAUUUUGCUAAACACACAAGCAAUCCUCACAAUGAAUGUUUUCCAUUCAAUCGACACUUAGGCCAUCAUCAGAGACCAACAUAUUUGCCUCCCUCUCCGCCAAACUCUGAUCCCCCGAGUCCAGACAGGGGGAAGGAGCUCCUACACAAUCUGUCGCCGCCUCCCUCCUAUGAAGCCAGCAUUGCCUCAAAGCUACAAUUUCAGACCCAUAUUCCCAUUAAUCCAGGACAGACUUCCUGUGUAGCAAACCAGAGUCAAGACCAGAAUUCCAAUGUUGGAUUAGUCCAAAGCCCAGGUCCUGUGCCAGUCCAGCGCUCAAGCCUGACACCAGUUCAGACGGCGGCAGGUGUUGGCCCUCUAUCCCCAGUGUUGGCCCAGUCGGCUUCAGUUACGUACAACAGGAGGAAUAAUCCUGAUCUGGAGAGACGGCGGAUUCACCACUGUGAUGUUCCAGGGUGCAGAAAAGUAUACACCAAGUCUUCACAUCUAAAAGCCCAUCUGAGGACCCACACAGGAGAGAAACCGUACCAGUGCUCCUGGGAGGGAUGUGAAUGGCGUUUCGCCCGUUCGGAUGAGCUGACUCGCCAUUUCAGGAAACACACAGGGGUAAAGCCUUUCCAGUGUGGCGUGUGUAGCCGCUGUUUCUCCCGCUCGGAUCACCUGGCCCUACACAUGAAGAGACACCAGAGCUAGAAAGCCCCUCCUGCAACAGUUUUCAUUUUUAGUAAACACGGACUAAAAACACUUACAUAUCAGCAAACAAAUAAAUUAAAUAACUGUGGAUUAUUUCACACGCUCCCCAGUGGAGACAUUCUUGGCAGUGCUGGCCCACACAUAAUUGUUUCUUUUAUUGUGAAGAGAUUAAAUAUUACCAUUGCCUUGUUUUUACCCUCAAUUAUGGCCCAAAAUGUAGGGAAUUUUCCGAUGUCAAUUUUUGAGAUGUCUUUUGAAAAAAAAAUAGCCAAAUGUAAUAAUUUUAAAAUAUUUCAUUAGAUUAUGUUGCACUGCAAAGUGCAUGAACAACUUUGAAUACGUUUGCUUUAUAAUCAAAUUUUUAAUUGUAUAGAUAAUAUCAACAUGUUGUCAUUUAUUUAAAUAACUUAAAUAGCAAACUGCCAAACUAUAAUGGCAGACUACUUGUGUUGAAAGGACAAAGAAUAUGUUGUUACACCAGCAGGUCAAAUUGAUCAUGUGUGUUUUCAGAGAGUAACAGAAUGUAGGUAAAGGUGCUCUAAAGCAGGUUGUAGUUUUGGUUAAAGACACUGCUGGAGAAAUAAACGUUAGGCAGAGCACUGUUUGCAGGCCGAGUGGUGAGUGCAGUGCUUAACUUCAACACUGCCAGAUUUAUGGAUAACUUUACUGUUGAGGAUAACUCAAAUAAAAUCUAUAUUUACUCAUAACACUGAAAAGGAAGGAAGAAUAAUGUGUUUGGGGUGUAAAUCUAAUUCAUUUGGACAGCAUUACGAAUGUUCUAUAUGGAUAUCGCCAUUGCAGGAAGUGUUAAAUGUCUUUGAGGAAGUCGGAGAGAUAAAUCCAAAUAGUGCAUUUUUUAUUUGAAUACUUCUAUAGUUGCAUGAUUUUAUUUAAUUUUUUUAAAGGUUUAAAUUAUUUGGAUGGGCUUUUUCUCCCUUGUUAACUUUGCAUAUAUAAAAUAUCUAAUUUGACAAAAAUAUUUAAAAGUGCUCAAACUAAAUAUACAACUGCUUUGAGUACAUGACAUUUCAGCAGCAUUAUUGUCUUUCUUUUGUUAUGAUGAACAAAUAAAGAUGCGUUCAUCUUGACUUUGUUUUGGUUGCAACUUCUGGGUCUGAAUGUAAGGUAUCUUAUUUCAGGAUGAUCAUAUCACUGAUGAUUUAUCCUCGUAAAUUGUUUCAAAGUGAUCCGACUGACCACCAGCCAGUCUGAACAUCUGUGUGAAAAGCGUGUGGAUCUUUUGACUGCGUACCAUGUUUCAAACACCUUUUGAAAGUGCCUUUAACUUCUUUCUUUUGGUUGGAUUAUAAACAAAGCUGCCCCGAUGGGACAACGUUCUUUUAUCAGGUACUCUACUCUUCCUAAAUGGUUCUGUGUGUUGGCUGUCCCUCCUUAUUUCCAAUCUAGGGCAAUCUCUAUUUAUGACCAAGUUUAUUUUUUAAUUUGAUUCAGGUUGAACAAAACAUUGUUAAAAUGUAUAUAUUUUGUAUUGGCUAUUUGAGGAUACAAUUAAAUAAUUGUUUUUGGGUGUAUAAAGAUUUUAAAAUGUUUUUUUAAUUGCAGAGAACUCUUUAUUUUUAUUUUUGGGGGAAAAGUCUUAGAAAGAACACAUUAGAAUUGUGUUACAGUGUAUUCUGUCAUCACUUUCUCCAGCCAAGUUAGCAACUCAGUGGAUGCCAGUGAAUUAAUGCAAUAAUUAGAAAAAGAAAUGUAAACACAAAUAUUUUGACAUUAAAGGCGUAACAAUAUUUUGUGUCAUAGCUUCUUAGGUGUAGCUUUACUUGAUCAAAUGUGCUAUGAAGCCAUGUGACUCUCAAAGAACAAAUAAAAGAUUUGUGUUGAAUA